Molecule: messenger RNA, 1378 nt
Organism: Culex pipiens pallens (northern house mosquito)
Lineage: Eukaryota; Metazoa; Arthropoda; Insecta; Diptera; Culicidae
Product: cAMP-dependent protein kinase catalytic subunit beta
Exons: 3
Coding region: 70-1323 (417 amino acids)
Biological process (GO): peptidyl-serine phosphorylation
Cellular component (GO): nucleus; cAMP-dependent protein kinase complex
Molecular function (GO): cAMP-dependent protein kinase activity; ATP binding
Source: RefSeq, a predicted model, not a curated record
AUGUUUGUGUCGUUUUAAUUUUAAAUCCCAAAAGUUUGAAAAAGGGACCCAGCAAAACCCCAGCAAACCAUGCCAGAAUGGGGCCGUCUCCAGCACUUCAAAUGUCUGCUGACCUGUCGCCUCACCGGUAGUGCAGGAGGAAACAGGUGCUGUCUCGCUGCGUCCCUCCGUUCGGAAGCCAUGGCCGAGGUCAAGUCGGCCCCGACGCUGAAAAGCUACAGCCCGCUCAAGAGUUCCCCGUCGACGCAGUCGUCGUCCCGCGGGGCAGGAGGUAAAAAGUUCUCGAGCACCAGCGACUACAAGCAAACGCUGAACCGGCUCAAGGUGGACUUUGAGCGGCGGUACCAGAACCCGCGGGUGGCCAGCGAGUCCGGGCUGGACGAUUACGACGUGCUGCGGACGCUGGGGACGGGCGCGUUCGGGGUUGUGAGAUUGAUCCGCAAAAAGAAAAGUGAGGAAUACUUUGCGAUGAAGAUCGUGUCCAAAGAGCGUAUCAUCCGGCAGAAGCAGCAGUUACAGCACAUGCUGAAUGAGAAGCGGAUCUUGCAGAGCGUCGAGUUUCCGUUUCUGGUGACCAUGGAGAGCUGCUACAAGGACAACAGUUUUAUCUACCUUGCGAUGCCGUUCGUCAGCGGGGGUGAGCUGUACUCGUUGCUGCGGAAGAACAAACGCUUUGGCGAAGAUCAGACCAAGUUCUACGGGGCGCAGGUUGCCCUGGCCGUUGAGUACCUGCACCAUCUGGGGUUGAUCUAUCGCGAUCUCAAGCCCGAGAACAUACUGAUCGAUGCGAAGGGUUACGUGAAGAUCACGGACUUUGGCUUUUGCAAGUUGAUCCGGGAUCGAACGUGGACGCUCUGCGGAACGCCCGAAUAUCUGGCACCGGAGAUCAUCCAGAACAAGGGCUACGGCAAGAGCGUCGAUUGGUGGUCCUUUGGAGUGCUGCUGUACGAAAUGAUCGCGGGCUACUCGCCGUUUUACACCCACUCGGCCGAUCAGAUGUUGCUGUUUGAAAAGAUCGUCAAGGGCAAGGUGCGGUUCCCGUCCAACUUUGGCACGGAUAUCAGGAACUUGAUACAGAGUCUGGUGCAGGUGGAUCUUACCAAGCGGUUCGGCAACCUGAAGAACGGCACGAGUGACAUCAAGCAGCAUGCGUGGUUCCGGGGCACCAACUGGAUUGGGCUGCUGAACGGGGAAGUAACGGCGCCGUUUAUUCCAAAAGUGGCAGGUCCCGGCGACACGAGUCAGUUCGAUGCGUACGAGGAACCGCCGGAGCUGAUGGUGACCUCAAAGUGUUUGUAUGUGAAAGAGUUUGCCGAUUUUUAACUUGUUUGUAUUUGUUUGUAGAUAAGUGUCGAAUAAAACGAUGUCCUCUAACUCA